AUGUCUUCGGACAGAAAGGAUGUUGCCAGCCAGUCGGGGUCUGAGGUCGCCCUGCCCGACCCGCCUCCCAUCCAUCCGUCUUUCAUCCAGGUCGCCAAACCGUACAUCUUCGAACAGACCAUCCAGAGAUGUAUCGCGACGAUGGGAGUCAACACCCUGCGCGAAGAAUCGCUGCGCCUGCAGGGCGUGACGUGGAUCGACAAUGUCCGCCGUGUGCUCUGUCUACCCAUACGGACCUUCAACACGGCCGUCGUGUAUUAUCAUCGAUUCCGACUUGUUCAUCCAGACAUCGAGUACAACCACAUGGAUGCCGCAGCCGCCGCGUUGUUCACGGCCUGCAAGAUCGAGGACACGCUCAAGAAGUCGCGCGAGAUCGUGUGCGCCGCGUACAAUUUAAAACUCGCGCCGUCGGAGCACGUCUCAUCCGACAACCCGGUCUUUGAGGCCCAUGCGCGCGGCAUUAUCGGGCUGGAGAGACUCAUGCUCGAGGCGUCGGGCUUUGACUUUCGCACACGCCACCCGCAAAAGACCCUGAUCAAACUGGCCCGCAAGUACGGGCUGGGCCAACAUUCGGAGGUUUCCAAGGUCGCCUAUCGCAUUGCCCAGGAUCUUUACCGCACGUUCGCGCCGAUCAAGCAGACUACCUCCACCAUGGCGUUUGCAUCUUUGGAACUCGCCGGUCGUCUAUUGGACCAGCGCAUUGAGGCUGUUGAACGAGGACUGGAUUAUAAGGCCUGGAGAACGAGUCGGGAAGAAGUAAUGGAAACUCUUUUUGACCUUCUCGAACUAUACACGCAUAACCGGGGCUCCACAUGCGUUGGGCCCCAAUUCCCCUCGGACACGUUCCUGAAGGUCAGGAUUCCCCUCAACCAAGAAGCAGAAGCCCAAGGCCUCCCUCGAUUCACCAACUGGACCAACGACCGUGCCCCCAAGGCCCCGAACGGCUUUAAGAUCACCGGCAGCAACAGCAACAAGCCCCCCGGUGCCACCGAGAACGGCGACUCGCGGAUCCAUCCACUCAUCCCUGUCGCCGCCAACGGAGAACGACCCAAGGCAGGCGAGAGAGGCCGCGACGGUGCGGUGCGGUUCAUGAUCGACCCCGAGUGCGCGAAUAACGAGAAAUCGCACGUGGCGCAGUUCUUCAAGGUCGAGAUGGAGGAGUACGAAGUUGAAGAAUGA
Messenger RNA from Aspergillus melleus, 1179 nucleotides. It is a transcript of the gene CTK2, whose product is annotated as putative cyclin. The record is from RefSeq and is a predicted model, not a curated record. The transcript is spliced from 4 exons. Gene Ontology annotation, cellular component: nucleus; cyclin/CDK positive transcription elongation factor complex. Bases 1 to 1179 code for a protein of 392 amino acids. Gene Ontology annotation, molecular function: cyclin-dependent protein serine/threonine kinase activator activity. Gene Ontology annotation, biological process: regulation of transcription by RNA polymerase II; positive regulation of DNA-templated transcription, elongation. Lineage: Eukaryota; Fungi; Ascomycota; Eurotiomycetes; Eurotiales; Aspergillaceae.